UUGAGUUAUCAUAUUUCACAGCUAUAGAAACAAACGCGUCGUUCAAUUUUAGUACCAACAUUCAGUGGAAUUCUCGAUUUAUUACCUCUAUAUCUGCAAAUUCACAUCCUGGAAUGUWAUCUAUACUUGAAAAAUGCCAUUUACUGCAAUAUGUUGUUGCCAGUGGCAUGAAAAAUGGUGGGGAAACAAGCCUGAUCACACGCGACAAGAAGAGCUUCGGCUGGUUUCAAGAGACGAAUCGAAGUUUUUGGAGCUUGAAUUGGACACGAAGAGUAAGUCAAGAAAAGUCUGUGUAUAUUGCAGAUCCAGAAUCGAAACGGAACUUCAAGGCAAGAAAUCUAAAACUUUGGAUACCACAGAGCCAGAAAUAGAUUAUGAUAACUAUUACAAUAGAGAAUCUGAGGUAGAUUGUGAGGUCCAUGUACCAGCAGCUACAGUUGAGACACCAUUUUCACCAUCUCCACAUCAUUGCAUUCCUGUGGCCAUUUGUGAAGACAAGGGAACUCAGUGUCCUUCUUUGCCAAGUGCACCUUAAACGCCUUUGUCUGACYGAGGAAAACGAGAAUUAAGUUCUGAAGUGAUAGACACUUUAUAUCAAGAGAUGUUAAGAGCCUAUGUCUGUAAAAAUGGAACAUAAUCGAAAAUCUGUGGCAACGGUCAAUUUUUCGAUUUCGCUCAAUUUGUGCUAUAAGAUAUAUAAUCACUCAAGUAACAGCAGUAUGAGUCUUCUUUUGAAACAAUAUUUUUUAUUUUUGAGAAAAUUUUUGAGAAAAGAUUUUGUGACGAGCCUUGCUGACCGCCAAAUUUGCUGAUCAACAGCGUCCAAAUCUGAACCAAGUUUGAUCGCCUUGCUUACAAAGAAAAAAUAAUUCUUAGAAACCAACUACCCCAAAAUAUUGUUUUAUGAUCUUUUAACAUUCAUUUGUGUGAUUUUGGAAAUGUUUGCUUUAAUUAAAAUAUUAAAAAUAAUUUUAGUCACGAGGACGGUAUUUUCAAUCGCUGAAAGUGUACCUUGAAAAAAUGCCAUUUUCAUCAUGCGAUAAACCUUUGAAUUAAACAAGSUUCUGCACAUCGAAAGAAGAAUAAAUUUGCGUUCAAACGACGUAGAGAUAUCUUUGGGCAAAUAAAUAGUUGAUUUAUAAGAUCUAUUGAAAGGUUGCUCAAAAUCGUGUUUACGUGACCUUGAUCGACCUGGACUGCUCAGACGGCGACUCGAACAUCAGUUUCUUGAUAUAUUCGAUAAUAAUUGCCAACAAAACCCCAAAAUUAACUCCAAAUACUAAGAAGUUCUAUAAUUAAGUUUUACUUACCCAAGAUAGUUUUUCUAAUGCAAUAAACAGCUGUAAAUAUACUUCUUUUCCGUUAUUCUUGUGUGCUUGGCGCGAAUCCGAUUACUGCCGAUAACUUCUCAGGACAUAYCAACAGGUGAAUAGUUUAGAAAAAAGCAGAGUAGUCAUUUCUGCCUU
This is a messenger RNA of Exaiptasia diaphana, 1466 nucleotides long. RefSeq lists its product as uncharacterized. Bases 134 to 535 code for a protein of 133 amino acids. Lineage: Eukaryota; Metazoa; Cnidaria; Anthozoa; Actiniaria; Aiptasiidae. The transcript has 2 exons. The record is from RefSeq and is a predicted model, not a curated record.